AUGGCCGACCUGUGUCAAAACUGUGGCGGUUGCCAUCUGGGCAGUCAUGCCACCCCAUGCCAGCAAGAGUUGGUAGAGUGCCAAAUCUGCCACAACCUUGGCCAUCAGUUCAUCUUCUGCCCUAAGUCGGUGAGAACUGUCGAUAAGAACUACCAGUACUGCAUGAUCUGCCACAACUGCGACCAGUGGCAUCUCCCAAACCCAUGCCAGUACGAAAUGAACAAGUGCAAUCGCUGCACCCACUUCGGCCACUUGCCACACUUCUGCCCAGUCGAUCCAAUCGAGCGAGGACAAGAUCCGCCCAACCAUAUCGCGGCCGUCAACGUCAGCCAGGUCCACCCUGAGCUACUUCGCAAGAUCCAGACGGAUGCUUGCCUCCAUGUCCUGCGUCUACUCGAUCACUAUAGCAGAGAGCAGAUUGUCGCCUCGUUCUCGAGGCCGGUCCUACCUCCAUUGCAAACGGCCGUUGCAGCAGUCCCAAAUAAGCCGCCUCAAGGCCAACUGAAUUCGGGAAUCGGCCAUGCGCAUCAUCGUCAGGACGACCCUCAGGGCCAUCCUCCAGCUGUCGUUCCGUAUGACAGUCCAUUCGAGCGAGAGCAGGUCGAUCAAACCGUCAAGCCAGACGACCCCAACUCGUCACCAAAUAUACCUCCUACGCCGAACUCUCCAGUCGACCAGCAGAUUGACCACAAUGCCGGCGGUCAGGCCAAUCAAUCAAAUGUCGAAGAUGGCGAUUCCGCUAAGACCCAGGUUCAACAAGACACUGGCGGCACCAAGACCAAGCGCAAGACUUCGGCGACGAAGAACAAAGUCACCAAGCCCAAGACGCAGCGUCGAGCACCACAGCCGAGAUGCGCUGACUGCAAGAAGAGACACAAGCGAUGUGAUCAUGUCGUUCAGACUCUUGACAUUGGUGAUGUCUCUGGCACAUCUCAAUCUCCACAGCCAAUCCAGACUGCGAACGACAAGGUAGCUGCAACGACCGAUGGUGGGGAUCAGACUGGGAUUCCUGGUCCAAUGGAAGGCACGCCAACUGAGUUCAACACCCAAGCUGGCCAAACUGAGGCCAUCACGCAGCAGCAGCAGGAUGCUCUGCGUUCAGCAGCCACGGACAUGCCAACUUUCGCCCAUGACAUGCAGGCUCAAAGCAAUCCGCAGUACCAGGGCGACUUCGGUCAGCAUAGAUGGAUGUACAAUUCCGCUCAUCAUACCAUGCCCGGUCAACAUGGUCUGGAUACUCUGGCAUCUGUGGCCGAGAACCAGAAUGCGAACUCCAUGGCGUCGUUCAUGGCCUUCAACGACCAAGGCGGAAACGUCACAGGAUUUCGUCCCCAAACCCACAUCGCCGAGUCCAAUGGUCACGCCUUCGUCCGAAAUGGCCAGCAUGCCAACGACAAGGACACCAGCACGUUCAACUUCGAGCAGAUGAUGGGUCAGGAGCAUGCCUUUACGCCAGCUGGCGAUCAGCCUCUCGCUGCUCGAAACCACCACAGCAGCGCUGGUGACAUCUUCGCGUUCGAUGACAACGGCCAAGUCGUUGGAAGUAUCGAGCAAGAGCCAGAUCAGCUUGGUGCAGCUGAAGGUGAGCCAGCCGAGGGCGGUAAGGGCAGUGCUGGCGGUCGCAAGCCCGGUGAGUAUCUGCGAGCUUUGAUGUGGGCCAACAGAGAACUGACGAACUUCCCACAGGUUGGUGAGGUGGGUAACUGA
This is a messenger RNA of Zasmidium cellare ATCC 36951, 1707 nucleotides long. RefSeq lists its product as uncharacterized. NCBI's taxonomy places the organism in Eukaryota, Fungi, Ascomycota, Dothideomycetes, Mycosphaerellales, Mycosphaerellaceae. The transcript is spliced from 3 exons. The coding region runs from base 1 to 1707 and encodes 568 amino acids. The record is from RefSeq and is a predicted model, not a curated record.